Messenger RNA from Seminavis robusta, 753 nucleotides. The record is from the annotation of a GenBank genome assembly. NCBI's taxonomy places the organism in Eukaryota, Bacillariophyta, Bacillariophyceae, Naviculales, Naviculaceae.
AUGAUGUUUCGAAAUCAUAUGGUAUUCUUGCUGGCAGCUUCUGCCUCGGCUUUUGUUACCAACAAUCAGCAUCCCAACAAGGUCCAAACAGUCUGCCAUGAAUCUGCCACCAGUAGUGGCAAUGAUAGUGCUUCCCGUCGUGCCUUUUUGGCGGCAUCUGGUUUCGCUGGGAUGACAUUGAUCUCGUCAUUUUCGUCUCCUCCCACAGCUCAAGCCAUUGGACCAGUUAAGAUCGAUCUCGACAAUCCAGUAUACUCCGCCAGACCAUGCCCCAAGGACAAACCCAUUCCAGGAGAAAAAGCCAUGCAAGGUAUGCAGGGGUUGUGUGUCACUGUGGAUGUCGACAUGAAAACCCAGAGUCCCAAGGAUCUAGAAAAAGUGGGAGUAUAUGGUUAUGUGACCUACGAUAACACGGGUGAAUCCGUGCUUGCCAACAAUCCUGAUCUUAGUACAGAUGCUGGGCAGUUUGCUAUGAUUGAGUCGGUUACAACGAAGGACAAAAAGCUACAAUUCGAAUUCAUUGCUGCCAUUCCCAAGAGCAGGGAUGUUUCUCAAUUCGAGAAUGGAAUUGGGAAUUUGCAAUUCGAAUCCUUGCGUGUCAUCAGCUUCCCUGGUGGACAACAAUAUGGCGCCAUCAAUCCAUGUGAAAUGAAUGAAUUCUCGGACGAGUGCGAGGUUUGGGAAACAGAGAACGGGCCAUACGAGAAAGCAGACUACAUGAUCAGAAGCAAUCCUAGGACCAAAGGGCGAUGA